AUGGUUGAUUCCAGCGAUUCGAGCUCGGAGUGUUUCGUAAUCCGACGCAACAACAAACCUCUGAAGAGGAAGCAUGUGGAAGACGACGACGGCGAAAACAUUUCCGGUACGGAGGCGACGCUGAAUAGGAGAAAGCAUCUGAAGAAGACGACGAUAAUUGUACCUUCAUCUUCGUCUCCGCCUUCAAAGAUGACAUGGACUAAGAAACACGAGUUCGUCAUUCUCAGGGGUAUUUUGGAGUAUGAAAAGAAAACAGGAAAGAAAUAUGGAUAUGAAUGGGAUGUGUUCUACAGAUACAUGAAACAUCUGAUGGCAGAAACAAGUUUCACGAAAGCACAACUCCAGCAUAAGGUGCUUAAGUUGAAGAAGAGAUUUAAAGAUAACAAAGCAAGAUCCAACGAAAGGAGUGGACUUUAUUUUAAUUACACCGAAGAUGAGGAAGCUUUCAAUUUGUCAACGAUCAUUUGGGCAGACAUCGGAACCGAAUGUGCUGAUUCGAGCAAGAAUUUGCAGGAACAACAACAACAAAAGGUUCUUGUUUCGGUUAAGGAUGUUAACAAGAAAACAGAAUGUGCUUACUCGAGCGAGAAUAUGCAAGACCAACAACAAAAGGUUCUUGUUUCGACUAAGAAUAUCAACAACAAAACGGAAUGUGCUUCUUCGAACGAGAACAUGCAGGAACAACAACAAACGGAGGUUCUUGUGUCGACUAAGGAUGUGCAUUGUGCUGAGAAUGAGCGAGGGAGUUGCAUAAGAACGGUGGAGAAAGAGAAGAGCUGUGAGGGAGAUGGCGAUGGUGAGGAUAAUGAGUUGUGUGUUCUGCAAGAGGUGCUUGAGGCGGGGACAUUGUUUCAGAGUUUAGGUAAGAAGCAACAGAAGUUUCUGUGUCAGAAUUUGAAGAACCUGUCAGCUCAAAGAAGAAAAGAGUUGACUGAGGAAUGGGAGGCGUUGCUUGAUGAGGAGAUGAAGUUAAAUAUCAAGAAGAUAACUUUCUCUGCAAAGCUAGCAAGUUCGGGAGUUUCUGCUUAA
This is a messenger RNA of Microthlaspi erraticum, 1029 nucleotides long. NCBI's taxonomy places the organism in Eukaryota, Viridiplantae, Streptophyta, Magnoliopsida, Brassicales, Brassicaceae. The record is from the annotation of a GenBank genome assembly.